Dromiciops gliroides (monito del monte) is the source of this 365-nucleotide messenger RNA. Its product is annotated as 60S ribosomal protein L37-like. Gene Ontology annotation, molecular function: RNA binding; structural constituent of ribosome. Gene Ontology annotation, cellular component: cytosolic large ribosomal subunit; ribosome. NCBI's taxonomy places the organism in Eukaryota, Metazoa, Chordata, Mammalia, Microbiotheria, Microbiotheriidae. Gene Ontology annotation, biological process: translation. Bases 20 to 310 code for a protein of 96 amino acids. The transcript has a single exon. The record is from RefSeq and is a predicted model, not a curated record.
UCCUGGUGGCAGGAGGAAGAUGACGGAAACGUCUUCAUUUGGUAAGCGCCGGAAUAAGACGCACAAUUUGUGCCGUCACUGUGGCUCUAAGGCAUACCAUCUUCAGAAGUCAACCUGCAGCAAAUGCGGGUAUCCUGCCAAACGCAAGAGAAAGUAUAAUUGGAGUGCAAAGGCUAAGCGAUGCAACACUACUGGUACUAGUCGAAUGAGGUACCUAAAAAUUGUCUGCCGCCAAAUCAGGAAUGGAUUCCAUGAAGAAACAGCACCUAAACCCAAGAGAGCAGCUGUUGCAGCAUCUAGUUCAUCUUGAGGAGUCAACUGUUUGUUAAAAUAAAUGCCCUGAAUCAAAAAAAAAAAAAAAAAAA